This is a messenger RNA of Anastrepha obliqua, 1451 nucleotides long. RefSeq names its product origin recognition complex subunit 4 (gene Orc4). Gene Ontology annotation, molecular function: ATP hydrolysis activity; DNA replication origin binding; ATP binding. Lineage: Eukaryota; Metazoa; Arthropoda; Insecta; Diptera; Tephritidae. Bases 43 to 1410 code for a protein of 455 amino acids. The transcript is spliced from 3 exons. Gene Ontology annotation, cellular component: nuclear origin of replication recognition complex; nucleus. The record is from RefSeq and is a predicted model, not a curated record. Gene Ontology annotation, biological process: DNA replication; DNA replication initiation.
UUGGUGUUUACUAAACAAUUACUACUUUUUGUUUUUAUAGAAAUGAAUGAGGACUUAAUUAAAAUUAGGCGUUUUCUGAAGGAGCGCUUACAACGCGACUAUACAACAUUGCAUGGCCAUGAAAUGGAGCGUGAAAACGUUCGCCAGUUGCUGCUACGUACUGCGGAGUUGGGCGAAUCAAAUUCGCUCUUGCUUAUUGGCCCGAGAGGAUCUGGAAAAACUACAUUAAUUAAUGCAGUGCUUGCCGACCUUGUGCCUUCCGCCGAUUUUCAACAAAAUACGAUUUUAGUGCACUUAAAUGGUAAUCUGCAUACGGACGACAAAUUGGCACUUAAAUCCAUCACCGUGCAAAUGCAACUAGAAAACGCUGCAAAUGGUAAAGCAUUCGGCUCAUUCGCAGAAAAUUUAGCUUUUCUUUUGGCAUGUCUAAAGUCGGGCAAUAAACGUUCGAAAAGUGUUAUUUUCAUACUCGAGGAAUUCGAUCUAUUCUGCUCUCAUCACAACCAAACCUUAUUAUACAACUUGUUCGACGUAUCACAGUCGGCACAAGCACCGAUAUGUGUGCUAGGGGCAACAUGCCGACUGGAUGUCAUAGAAUUGUUGGAAAAGCGAGUGAAGUCUCGAUUUUCGCACAGACAAAUUUUUCUCUUUCCUACUGCUGAUACUUUUGAAACAUACUUGGACCGUUUCGAAACGUUGCUAAGCAUACCCCAUGAGAAAGAACUGAAGCAGGCAGCGGAACGGGUGUCUCACUUAAAAAUGCUUAAUUCAGAUGAGCUUACUAUUCAUCGCAAUCACUUCAAUCCUGCCAAGUACAAAUUUAACAAAAAAUAUAUUGAAUCCUGGAAUAACAGCAUAGCGGUGUUGAUAGAUGACAACAAAUCAGCAGUAGUGGCUGCGUUGCAGACAUUUUUCGAAAUAGAUAAAAGCGAAUCAUUUUUAAAAGUUCUAUUAUUUCGUUUGGUGGCACAAUUAGAUCCGAAUUCUCAACCACGAAUAACCGCAGAACAGGUGUGUGAAGUUAUUGCAACCUACACCGUUGAUCCGAGGGUAGAAUUACUCUGUGGUCUCUCCGUUCUUGAACUAUGUCUCGUAAUUGCCAUUAAACAUCAUUCCGAAAUCUACGACCGUGACCCCUUCAAUUUUGAAAUUAUUUUUGCUCGCUUUGCGAAGUUUGCUAAGGUUUCAACAACUAUGCAGGGCAUCGAACGCGCCGUUUCGUUGAAGGCAUUUGAACGUCUACGCCAUAUGGAGAUGAUUUUGCCGAUUUCUAGCGUAGUGGGCAAGGUACAAAAAGAUUUCGAAAUGCAUCGCCUAGCAUUAACUUAUGGGCAAAUAAACGAUGCCGUACAAAAGUAUCAAGCACUGCCCACCGAAGUUGCUCAGUGGGCGCAGAGUUCUAUAAUUUGAUGCGGACCAAAUUAAUAUUAUAAUUAAGUUUUUAUUUUAUU